Molecule: messenger RNA, 2606 nt
Organism: Gaeumannomyces tritici R3-111a-1
Lineage: Eukaryota; Fungi; Ascomycota; Sordariomycetes; Magnaporthales; Magnaporthaceae
Exons: 9
Coding region: 95-2203 (702 amino acids)
Biological process (GO): potassium ion import across plasma membrane; intracellular potassium ion homeostasis
Cellular component (GO): plasma membrane
Molecular function (GO): high-affinity potassium ion transmembrane transporter activity
Source: RefSeq, a predicted model, not a curated record
UCUUUAAGCAAUUUUCCAUCGCAGAAUUGACCGUCAAUCGACCUUCCCAGGCACUUGUUGGCCCGGCCGCGGUUGCGCCCGGCCGCUGACCAUCAUGUGGAGGCCAAGCGUAAACUUCAUCUCUCUGCACUACCUGUGGAUUCUUUUCUGCUCCUUUCUCGCCUUCCCGAUUUUGUCACCAUAUGGCAACCUUGCGGCCGUUGAUGUCUUCUUCUUCGGCUGCAGCAGUUCAACCGAGUCUGGACUCAAUACUAUCGAUGUCAAGGAGCUCAAGACGUACCAGCAGCUCUUCAUCUAUGUUAUUCCCAUUAUCACCAACCUGUGUUUCGUCAACGUUAUGGUCGUGGUCAUCCGUCUGUACUGGUUCCAGAAGCGCAUGAAAACUCUCAAGCCUGUCCCGCCAAGCGCCUCUGUCGACGACACCGAGGCGCAAGCUGGAGAAACGAAAGCCAUGGUCACCUCACCGGAUUCUGACGCUUUACCUCUGGUUCGGUCGAAUCAUUUCGUGCAGCCCAUCGCGAACAAGGACGCGGCUGUUGGCGGGGAAGGCAUAAAGCUAGAGCCAGAGCCAGAGCCAGAGCCAGAGCCCGUCCCCUCGCAAAGAGUGACCUCCAUCAAGUUCGACGCCGACACCGCCCUCCCUCGACGCAUAUCUACCGAAGAUGCUGUUGCUCUUCGCAUCCCUGGGCCGCGGGAGCGGGACAGUGGCCACCCUAUCGUCAAAGUUGCUACGGAUGGAAGAAGCAGCGCGAGUCAGUUGGAUGAAGACCAGGAGUCCAUCAAGCCCACCAGCCAUGCAUCGUCGGCCGGCCCGUCCCGACGCAGGACCUUCCACACCGCUAGACGCCUGUCCUUGACCCAUUCCAUCGAGAAAACUGCCUCUUCGCUGCUCGUCCUAGGCCCUACGCCGACCAUAGACAGGCCGAGGCCGUCCAGCUUGUCGACCCGUCCCCGCGUGGCAGACCUGCCGCAGCUAUCCCGCCAGGUUACGGUCGGGCGCAAUUCGAACUUCUACAACCUGACCGAACGCGACCGCGAGGUCCUCGGCGGCAUCGAAUACAGGAGCUUGAAGCUCCUGCUCAAGAUCGUUUCUAGUUAUUUUAUCGGGCUCCAUCUUUUCGGCAUUAUCUGCCUGCUCCCCUGGAUUCACGCGAACGCAGGGUCCAAGUAUACCGACUGGCUCGACCAGAAUGGUCUGGAUUGGUCCUGGUGGGCCAUAUACUCGGCACAAACCAUGACCGACAACCUGGGCUUCACGCUCACUCCGGACUCGAUGGUGUCCUUCAAAGACGCGACGUGGCCGAUACUCGUUAUGACUUUCCUGGCCUUUGCCGGAAACACUUGCUACCCCAUCUUCCUCCGCCUGAUCAUUUUUACGAUGUCGAAACUAGUGCCCAAAAAGUCUGCGACCAAGGGCCACCUCCAGUUCCUCCUAGACCACCCUCGUCGGUGCUACACGCUGCUUUUCCCCAGCAAGCCGACAUGGGUCCUUUUUGGCAUCCUCGUUGCCCUCAACUUCGUUGACGUACUACUGAUGAUCGUCCUGGACCUCAAAAACCCUGCCGUUACGGACCUGCCCAUUGGUCCGCGCAUCCUGUCGGCACUUUUCCAGGCGGCCUCGGCCCGCCACACAGGGACCGCCACUUUCAACCUUUCCCUAGUUAACCCGGCCGUGCAGUUCAGCCUAAUCUGCAUGAUGUACAUCGCCGUCUUCCCCAUCGCGAUCAGCAUCCGCGCGUCCAACACUGACGAAAACCACGCCCUCGGCAUAUACUCUGGCGAAAGCAACCUCAACGAGCUAAGCGGCGUCGAUUACGUCACGGCCCACAUCCGAAACCAGCUGAGCUUCGACCUGUGGUAUAUAUUUCUCGGCACUUUCUGCAUCUGCAUUGCAGAGUCUGAGAGGAUCAUGGAUCCAAAGGAUCCGGCAUUUUCCGUGUUUCCUGUUUUCUUCGAAGUAGUUUCGGCAUACGGCAACGUCGGCCUGUCCCUAGGACAUCCAACGGUAAACACCUCGCUGUGCGGCCAGUUCACGCCGUUUAGCAAGGUGGUUAUCUGCGCCAUGAUGAUCCGCGGCCGCCACCGCGGGCUGCCCAACAGUAUCGACCGCGCCAUCAUGCUCCCCGGCGAGGACCGGCCUGGUGAGGCGCCCCUGAGCCAGUAUGGUGGUCAUUCUGGCAGGCCUGCUGCUAAGGAUCAAUAACCACCGUGUACCAUGCUGUCACACGGGAAUGACCCUCGGGACCCAGGAAGGCCGAUUGGCCAACAGACAACCUGUCACGAAGACAAGAUAAGCUGUCAGGACAAGAUUGGGUCGCGACGGGCCAAUACAAGACCCUCGCUGGGUGGUGGGCUGAUUCUAGCAAAACGGGGUAGGAUGCGGUGGAUUAAUGUAAAAACCUUGGACGGCUGCUCUUAAAAUUUCCAAGUACCAAAACAUAUGAGGGCCGAACUAGUACUUAGGUGGGUGACCACUGGGGAAUCCCCGGUGUUGUAUGUUUUGAUAUUUUUGCUCCGAGGAUGGAUCUUUGAAACUACCUGAAAUGAGACAGACGAAGAAUUGGAUAAGAUCGAGGAGACUCUUCCUGGAUCUGAGGUACUGGUUG